AUGUCUUUGUUUUUCAAUCGCACCUUUGGUGCAGGAAAGUUCUUAGGACGCAUCAUAUUGAGCAAUAAAAAAUCACCUAUAGUUCAGCGUUUAGCCACAAAAACCGAUCAAGCUACGGCCCAGGUGGAGACUCGCCCGACGGUGGCUAAAAUCGACCCUAUACAAAAAACUCACCUUAUCGAUUUUGGAAAAUAUAUUGCAGAAUGUAUGCCCAAAUACGUACAGAAAGUUCAACUCACCGCUGGCAACGAACUUGAAGUUCUUGUACCUCCAGAAGCAGUUAUACCAGUACUGCAAUUUUUAAAAGACCACCACAGUGGGCAGUUUGCAAAUCUUGUUGAUAUCGCAGGCAUGGACGUGCCUUCUAGGCCCAAUAGAUUUGAAAUUAUUUAUAACUUGCUAUCCCUGCGUUAUAAUGCAAGAAUUAGAGUGAAAACUUACACUGAUGAACUUACACCUGUGGAUUCAGCCUGUGACGUGUUCAAGGCUGCCAACUGGUACGAAAGAGAAAUCUGGGACAUGUAUGGAGUCUUCUUUGCUAAUCAUCCAGAUUUAAGAAGAAUCUUAACUGACUACGGUUUUGAGGGCCAUCCCUUCAGAAAAGAUUUUCCUUUAAGUGGUUAUGUUGAAGUGCGCUAUGAUGACGAGCAGAAGCGUGUAGUGGUGGAACCUUUGGAACUAGCACAAGAGUUCCGUAGGUUUGAGCUGAGUGCACCUUGGGAGCAGUUCCCUAAUUUCCGAGGUAACCCUGCUACUGAGGAGGUCACUAAUCCAUCAGAAGAUAAACCAAAACAAGAAUAA
Messenger RNA from Chilo suppressalis (striped riceborer), 801 nucleotides. The record is from the annotation of a GenBank genome assembly. NCBI's taxonomy places the organism in Eukaryota, Metazoa, Arthropoda, Insecta, Lepidoptera, Crambidae.